This is a messenger RNA of Cucurbitaria berberidis CBS 394.84, 2029 nucleotides long. RefSeq lists its product as uncharacterized. The record is from RefSeq and is a predicted model, not a curated record. NCBI's taxonomy places the organism in Eukaryota, Fungi, Ascomycota, Dothideomycetes, Pleosporales, Cucurbitariaceae. Bases 274 to 1809 code for a protein of 511 amino acids. The transcript has 2 exons.
UGGAUUGCCGCCGCCGACAUGGCUAGAAGGGCUUCAUGUCGCGAGGUCCUUCAUCCCGAGUGCAAGAGCGUGUUUCACAAACAGGGUUUCGUGUCAUUACCAAUUAAUUUGCUGUAUAAUCCUGCAGCACAUCAGUAUGUUCCUUCGGGAAGAACCCAUUUACCUUCGAUGAUGACGUCUGGCCCUUUCCACGACGGUUAGGGUUGAUAAGUGUCCUCCACUCUUGCUACCUCCCGGCGUCAAAUAUUUGGACUGGUUCCCCGCUGUAGCAACAUGCACAUCCAGAUUGAAUCACGGAGUGGCUGGAGAUUUACAGUCACUUCGUCUGACCAUAACGUCGUCAAGGAGACUACACGGCCCCGCACCAAGUCAUUCGUUAAUUACGAUUCCAAAAAGACAUCGACAGUCGGCGACGAGCCGCCUACACCGAAGCUUACAUCAAAAGUGUCGCGCCGACGUAGCUUUCGAAAACGUGUUGGUCGGUUCCUUGUCCACUUUCGAAUGCAUCCCGAAGAUACCGCAUUCACCAAUUGCGACGCCAGUGACCUCCUACCGCCGUAUGAACAUCGUCAAGAACACUACGAACUUCCUGCAGACUCGUUACUUCAAGAGCUCCCUGAUUUCAUACCUGAGAUCUUCGGAGAGUACUCAUUUGAGCUUGGAUGCCACGACGAGCACCACGUCGAAUACUCCCCCAUGGAUUACGUGAACCACCAAAGCGCUCCUUCGUGGUCGCAAGUACCCAACAAACGAAGCUACCCCACUAUAGGGUAUGCAAUACCACCGGCAUCCCAAUCAAUAGCAACACCGGUGUAUAAUCCAAGUCCGAAUACCGCGUAUCAGCUAUGCGCUUUACCAGGCAUAAUCAGAGGAGGGCAAUCAGACAAUUCAUCGCCGGUUUCACCCUUCACGCCCAAAUUGGAGGUCGGCCUGGGAACACAACAACAAUCCGACUCUGGCUUCUCUAACGGAAACGUGUCGCCUCACGACUCGAUCUCGCCCGUCGUACACCAAUAUGCAACGGAUGGGGCAGUCUACCAGGAGAUGCAAGGUUACCCUUAUUGUCCGACUCUUACGACUCCAGCUAGGGCAUAUUCAACAGUGCUUCCCGCUUCUCCCACACCAACCACAGACAACGACUCCUUCAACUAUCAACACUAUACGAACCUACAUUCUACCUCUUCGUCCUCAUUCCGGAAUUUGACGCCAUAUCUACAGCCAAGUCAAGAGUCGCUCACAUCACAACAGUCAAUUCCUAAUCCUGAGACACCCUGGUUUGAUUACGAAGACCACCGCCCUGAUUCUUGGGAAAAUAUUGGCUCGGCACGGGCCCGUCAAAUGAUCCAGGAACCUGGAAUGAUUGACCGAGACAACAUCAAUCAUUGGUCCCAGGGCAUUGUGCCUGAUGAGAGACAUAGUCUGGCGCUUUCCCCUACUGAGCUUUGUGGUCACGAAACCGUCCUGACAAACAAUUAUCCCAAUGAAGAUACAACCUUAGAAUACCCUCCAAUGGUGUGCAACGACUGCGGAACCGAGUUUCACGGCAAGUACGCAGACCUCCUCAGAACCAGCUUACAAUCAAGACACUCGCUGACUUUGUACAACAGGUACCGUCAGGGAAACUUGAGAAGGCAUGUCCGUGAGACACACAGCUUGCUUAAAUCUGCGGUGGGUAAGGCAUGCCGCGUUUGUAAGCAAGUCUAUAAUCGCACCGACGCCAAACGCAAGCACGAAUGGAAGAAACAUCGCCUGCCUGAUGCAAAGCCGAAUAAGCGUGCGAAACUCAUGAUACCAGUGGCGACAUAUUGAUCGGCUGUGGCUUCACCAUGUCAUGGCGCAGAUCGGGCGCAGGCAACGCUCUUACUUUCAUAGUCGUCUCAGAUCGCUUGCGACGGAUUUUUCCCUUUUACUAGGGGGUUCGACGUUCUGCUUCAUUCAGGUGGAACCUAACCGAGGGCGUGGAUCGCAUCCUAAUUCUUGUAUAUAUCUUAACAUCUUAAUCACUGCAACUUCCACCAGAGUCGGCCAG